AUGUCCGAGGCAAGGAUGGUUGAGGCUCACAAGGACUGCCUCGUGGAAGACCUGGAUCCUCCAGCUGAGCAUCGGAGCGAGGCUGACCGGGAACCCUCCAGCCGCAACUCCGUGGUCAUCUGCCAGGCAGCGGGGAGAAGUAUUUUCACUUCUGGCACCUCCUCAGCGGCGGAGAGGGUGGGCUUGAUGCUCAAGCGCCAAGAGGAAAGCGAAGAGGCCAGCCACCCGGUGCUCUUCAUACAGCUCUCUGAGCUCUUCAGCACCCCUGAAGGCCUAGAGUGGAGGGAAACAGCCAGGUGGGUUAAAUUUGAAGAGAAAGUGGAAGAUGGAGGAGAACGCUGGAGCAAACCUCACGUGACCACGCUGUCUCUGCACAGCUUGUUUGAGCUGCGGACGUGCAUCAGGAAAGGAGCUGUCCUCCUGGACUUGGAAGCUCACAGUUUUAAGCAGAUAGUUGAGAAGGUGAUCGAGACCCAGAUAGAGAAGCACGCUCUCCAGCCAGAGCUGAUGAAGAAGCUCUGGUACGUCCUGCUCCUGAGACCUCAGCACCACACGACCCGAUCCCACCUGCAGGUGUUGCUCGAGAUGGGCUCGGGCUCUUGCUCUGACAAAGCCCACAGCCACUCAGAUCCAGAGGGUGAAGUUUUGGAGAUGCCUCUUAAGGAACAGCUGAAAAACCGUUUUAAGAAGAAGAUUCCGGCCGGGGCCGAAGUGGCCAACGUUCUUGUAGGGGAGGCCAGCUUCUUGGAGAAGCCCUUCGCUGCCUUUGUGCGCUUGCAGGACCCUGUGUUUCUUGGGGGCUUGACGGAGGUCGCUUUUCCUAGCAGGUUCCUCUUCAUUCUGUUGGGCCCCAGAGUCAAAGUGAAGGCCUACCAUGAAAUUGGCAGAGCUGCAGCCACUCUCCUGACAGAUGAGCUUUUCCAGCGGGUUGCUCGGAAGGCCCAAAGCCCAGAAGAUCUCAUUGCAGGGAUCGAUGAAUUUCUGGAUGAACUGACCAUUCUUCCCCCAGGCAAAUGGGACCCAACCACUCGCAUUGCUCCCCCCAAAUGCUUGCCCUCCCCACAAAAGAGGAUCUCCAUGCACUUCCGCGAAUGGAGCCUGCAUUCUAAUGGGAACGCUUCUGCCACGGAGGAGCGGCAUCUCCACGGGCACCAAGACGCCAGUGAAGAGCUGAGGAGGACGGGGAGACUGUUUGGAGGGUUAGUGAUGGACAUUAGAAGAAAAGCAUUUUGGUACUGCAGCGAUUUCUAUGACGCGGUGAACCUCCAGUGCUUCUCUGCCACCCUUUACAUCUACCUGGCCACAGUCACCAACGCCAUCACCUUCGGAGGGAUGCUGGGGGAUGCGACAGAGAACAUGCAGGGGGUGAUGGAAAGCUUCCUGGGCACGGCUAUCGCUGGAGCCUUUUUCUGCCUGUGUGCCGGACAGCCUCUCACCAUCCUGAGCAGCACUGGGCCCGUCCUGGUCUUCGAACGGCUUCUCUUCUCUUUCAGCAAAGAUUACAGCUUUGACUAUUUAGAAUUUCGCCUCUGGAUUGGACUCUGGGUGGCCUUCUUUGGCCUCAUUCUGGUGGCGACCGAAGCCAGCUACCUGGUGCAGUAUUUCACUCGCUUCACAGAGGAAGGCUUCUGUGCCCUCAUCAGCUUCAUCUUCAUCUACGAUGCGGUUAAGAAGAUGCUGUCCCUGGCGGAUCAUUACCCCAUCAACUGGAACUACAAGAUCAGCGAUGUCCCCUUGUACGGUUGCACCUGCCGUGGGCCAGAGAGAGGAAAUUUCUCUCUGGUGAACGAGACACUGUCCCCUGCUUCCCGCAGUUUUGGAGAGCAGUCUAAUUUGGAGUUCGGCAACUGGUCCCUGCUGACCAAGGAAGACUGCGUGCAGCUUGGUGGCCACCUGGUGGGCAACAGUUGUAACUACGUUCCUGACAUCACCUUCAUGUCAUUCAUUCUGUUCCUGGGGACCUUCCUUUGUUCCAUGAUACUGAAAAGCUUCAAAACCAGCAGCUACUUCCCCACAACGCUGAGGAGGCUUGUAGGUGAUUUCGCCAUCAUUCUGGCCAUCUUGAUCUUCUGUGGGAUUGACGCUGUCCUCGGUUUGGAGACUCCUAAACUCCUUGUGCCCAGUGAGUUCAAGCCUACAAACCCAACCCGAGGCUGGGUUGUGUUCCCCUUUGGAGCAAACCCCUGGUGGGUCUACCUGGUCUCCUCGGUGCCUGCCGUUCUGGUCAUCAUCCUCAUCUUCAUGGACCAGCAAAUCACGGCUGUCAUCCUCAAUCGCAAAGAAUAUAAAUUGAAGAAAGGGGCAGGAUUCCACCUGGAUUUCUUCUGCGUCUCCCUGCUGAUGAUUUUCACCUCGGUCAUGGGCUUGCCCUGGUAUGUGUCCUCCACAGUCAUCUCCCUGGCUCACAUGGAUAGCCUGAAGAAGGAGAGCACCACGUGUGCUCCAGGCGAGCAGCAGAAGUUCCUGGGAAUCAGGGAGCAGAGAGUGACGGGGCUGAUGGUUUUCCUUUUCACCGGACUGUCUGUGUUCUUGGCACCUGUCCUCAAGCUGCUGGCUCUUGUGGGCAUUCGGAAGGGGAUGGGAUGCAUCUUCUCCCGCCAUGAUCUGGCCUGGCUGGAUGAUAUCAUACCUGAAAAAGACAAAAAAGAGGAAGAGGAAAAACUGAAAGGGAAGCAAGACCCAGACGAGAGUGACAGUGAAGAGUCUGAACGUAUGUACCAAGAGAAAGGACCAGAAAUCAACCUCUCUGUGAAUUAGAGGGACCGAGGAACUCCAAUGGACGAGACGAAAGAUGAACCCCAGUGACGCGUGGGAUUUCCUGAAGGUCUCUUCGCAGCAGCAGAUGGGCUGCAUUGAGAAAUAGGUCACUGCCGAUGCUUUACAGAACAUGGCUUAUUCAUGAUGGUUGUAACACGAAAAGUGGAGAAAGAUAAUCCAGGGAAUUGGAAAUGUAUGACAAAGAAAGAUGCGCAGUCUCUCUUCAUCUGCCAGAUGCACACUGUGUUGUGUCUCACAGAUGUACGCAGGACAUACUCUAUCAAGAUGGCCUUGAGCAGUCUGGGAAGGUCACCAUUUGUACAGCCACUGGUGUUCUUAUUUCCCAUACUGUUUGACAU
This is a messenger RNA of Sphaerodactylus townsendi, 3116 nucleotides long. It is a transcript of the gene SLC4A9, whose product is annotated as solute carrier family 4 member 9. Gene Ontology annotation, cellular component: basolateral plasma membrane; plasma membrane. The transcript is spliced from 20 exons. Gene Ontology annotation, biological process: regulation of intracellular pH; monoatomic anion transport; transmembrane transport. Bases 1 to 2757 code for a protein of 918 amino acids. Lineage: Eukaryota; Metazoa; Chordata; Lepidosauria; Squamata; Sphaerodactylidae. Gene Ontology annotation, molecular function: sodium:bicarbonate symporter activity; monoatomic anion transmembrane transporter activity; solute:inorganic anion antiporter activity. The record is from RefSeq and is a predicted model, not a curated record.